Porites evermanni is the source of this 1708-nucleotide messenger RNA. Lineage: Eukaryota; Metazoa; Cnidaria; Anthozoa; Scleractinia; Poritidae. The record is from the annotation of a GenBank genome assembly.
AUGCCAAGCCUCGGCAAAAUAGAGAAUUUCAAUUCAGCUACUACAAGCAUCAAUCGCUACCUGGAGCGACUGGAACAAUAUUUCGUGGUAAACAGCGUUCCCGCCGACUCUGCAGAGUCACGCAAACGAAGAGCAAUCCUAAUUUCUUGUAUUGGCGCCAAGGCCUACGAUGUUCUUUCGGGUCUCUGCUCACCGAUUCCUCCUUCUGAGAAAACGUAUGCACAGCUCACCACUAUCCUAAAGAAUCAUUUCGCACCGAAGAAGCUGGUUAUCACCGAAAGAUACCGAUUCCACAAUUUUACACAACGCGAAUGGGAGAGUGUCACAGCGUUCGCUGCUAACCUGAAACAUCUGGCUUCAACUUGCCAGUUCGGCACUCAUCUGAAUAAAGCUUUACGCGAUCGUUUCGUCUGUGGUCAUCGCAGUAUGGAGACACAAAAGAAACUGCUAACCGAGGAACACCCUUUCGAUGCAGCACUGAAGGUCGCCCUCGGCGCCGAAGCUGCCGAAAAGGAUGUUGCUGCGUUCUCGCAAGAAAGUUCAGCUUCUGUUAACAAAGUCGACUCUGGUAAUCGUCGAUGUUUUCAGCCUACCCAACGUCGUAAGGGUCCUGGCAAGCGAGGCAAGUUCAAUUCCUCUAGCAGCAACAUUAAAGACCGCUCGAAAUGUUUGAGCUGCGGAAAAAAGUGUAAGUAUAGAAAUUACACAUGUCAUUCUUGCGGGAAAGUUGGUCACAUCUCGGAGGCAUGCAAAGGGAAACCUCAGAAAGUGCAGCAGCUAGAAGGAUCAGAAAACCCUCAAACUAGUCCUCCCGAUGAUUCAGUUGAUCCUUUUUCUCUCUCGCUGUACAAUCUGAGCUCAGGCCAGCAAGGUAUUGAGAUACCCGUUGAACUGAACGGAACCUCUCUUCUAAUGGAAUUAGACACUGGUGCCGGCGUCUCAGUUAUUUCAGAAGAAACUUACAAGAAACACUUCAGUGGCACACCCCUCAUGCCGUCCAAUACUCGGCUACGUGCAUACACAGGACACCCACUCAAGGUACACGGGCAAAUAAUUGCACACCUAAAGUACCAAGACCAGAGCACCGAUGUCCCACUUCUUGUUGUUCAAGGCUCAGGCCCAUCCCUUUUUGGAAGAGGCUGGCUGUCCCGAAUAAAACUCGACUGGACGAAGAUCUGCAAUAUUCGCGUGUCGGAGACAGACCUCCCACAGGGCGUGGCUUCCCAGUUGCGUGCAACUAUCCAAAACCACCCUAACGUUUUCAAACCAAGUUUUGCGAGGCUCGUUCUGUCCCCUAUGCUCUUCAGGAAGCCGUUGAAGUUGAAUACAACCGUCUCGAGUCAGACGGAAUUUUCGAACGGGUGGAAUUCAGUGAAUGGGCUACCCCAAUUGUUCAUGUCCCCAAGGCAGAUGGAACUACACGUUCUUGUGGUGAUUAUGCCGUUACUGUCAACCCCCAGCUUCACGUCCCUCAGUAUCCAAUUCCCUUCCCGGAGGAUGUCUUCUUGAAACUAAGGGGGUGGACAACGUUUCACUAAGCUCGACUUAAAGAGUGCCUACCAGCAGCUCCCUUUGGAUCCUGAAAACCAACAGUUCGUUACCAUCAAUACGCACAGAGGUCUUUACCGCUACAAAAGGCUACCCUUCGGUAUUGCUUCUUCACCCGCUUUGUUCCAGCGCACUAUGGACAUCAUCCUUCAGGGUUUAG